Messenger RNA from Gambusia affinis (western mosquitofish), 4972 nucleotides. RefSeq names its product anoctamin 6 (gene ano6). The coding region runs from base 459 to 3209 and encodes 916 amino acids. Gene Ontology annotation, cellular component: plasma membrane. NCBI's taxonomy places the organism in Eukaryota, Metazoa, Chordata, Actinopteri, Cyprinodontiformes, Poeciliidae. Gene Ontology annotation, molecular function: protein dimerization activity; chloride channel activity. Gene Ontology annotation, biological process: chloride transmembrane transport; calcium activated phosphatidylcholine scrambling; calcium activated phosphatidylserine scrambling. The transcript has 21 exons. The record is from RefSeq and is a predicted model, not a curated record.
GGUUAGCUGAAUGUUAAAGUCAAAUUUUAACUGUGAAGUAAAAUAUGUAUCAUGCUAGCCAAACAAGUUAGCAGAGCUAAAUACUUAGCAAACUGGCUAAAUCAAAUAUGUAGUGCUAAAUACUUUUAUAUAUAUAUACAUAAUUUAUUUAUUUUUUUGAACAUGUAAUUAGUAAGACUUUAACAGUUCAGGUUUAAAUCAUCCUUUUUGCCCCCAACAGUCAAGAGAUUUUGUUCAGACUACUGCACUGGUUCCCUCCACUCCCACUGACCCUGGCCCCACACCGUGCGACUUCCACGAAGCCGUCCGCCAGAAUCCCUCACCAGUCGUCUGACCCCGUGACCUCACCGGGAAAUCCCCCCCAUCUGAAGUGGACCCAACAGAGCCAACCACAGUUAGUCAGACAGUCGGUCCACACUGUUGUUAGAGGAGGACCCUCCUGACUCGCUGCGGGAACCAUGGACGACAAUAUACCUGAGAUGGACUCGGACACUGAGGACUUCAGUGAUUCGAAACUGGGGAUGAUACAUGAGGAAGUUGUUUACCCCGAGGAGUUUCUACCCACUUAUUACGCUAUUAAAGAAGAAGAGUCAGGAAACAAAACAAAUCUGGUUGAGUACAACAACCGGCCGGACUCAUUGUUCUUCAACGACGGCGUGAGGAGUGUGGACUUCAUCCUGGUGUACGAAGAUGAGGACUCGAAGCCGUUUGACAAGAAGUACACAUUCCAAAAACGCAAGGAUAAACGAGAGUACUUUGAGAGCUGCCUGAUGAAUAUGGGCCUGGAGUUGGAAGCAACACCAUCUGUCCACAUAGACCACCUCAUAUACGUGAAAGUUCACGUGCCGUGGGAGGUACAGUGCACCUACGCCGAAGUCCUGCACAUCAAGACUCCCAUAGAAAUCAAAGAUCACGUCGUCCACUCCUCCAUCAGGAACGUUUUCAACUGUAUCACCAAGCACUUCAAACCCAACGAGAAACUGAUAAAAAAGGAAGUAGACUACUACACCGCACCGUAUCAGAAGGAACGUCAUGAGUCCUUCAUAAAGAUGGACAAGGAAAAAUUCUUCACUCCGUCCAUGAGGAGCAGAAUGGCAAACUUCAUCUUGUGCAGAGCUCCUUAUGAAAUCAAAGGAAAUGUUAAAAAGUUUGGCAUCACCAAACUGCUGCGUGAUGGAGUUUACAAAGCUGCCUACCCACUACAUGAUUGCAGAUUCAAUGUCAAGUCCACAGUCGAAAGCUGUCCCAACGAGAGAUAUCUGCUCUACAAGGAGUGGGCUCAUCCCAAGAACUUCUACAAGACACAGCCACUGGACCUCAUAAGAAAGUACUAUGGGGAGAAGAUCGGCAUUUACUUCGCCUGGCUGGGUUUCUACACCAAGAUGUUGGCUUUUGCUUCUGUGAUGGGACUGGUCUGUUUCUUUUAUGGAUACCACAUUCAAGAAAAAAGCACAUGGAGCAAAGAGGUGUGUGACCCUGACAUUGGAGGAAAGAUUAUAAUGUGCCCUCAGUGUGACCUCUGCAACUAUUGGAUCUUGAACAGCACCUGUGACACUUCGAAGACCCUUACUAUAUUUGAUCACUUUGGAACGCUGGUGUUUGCCGUUUUCAUGGCAGUGUGGGUUACGGUGUUCCUGGAGUUCUGGAAGCGCUACCAGUCGCAGUUGGAGUUUGAAUGGGACACGGUGGAGUUUCUGGAGCAGCAAGAACCGUCCCGCCCCGAAUAUGAUGCCAAGUGUGUUCAUGAGAGGAAAAAUUCUGUCACAGGGGUGAAAGAGAAAGUGCCGUUCACAUUCUUUGGACGAUGUUUUCGACUCUCAAUAGGAAUUGGGACAGUCCUGUUCUGGAUCAUGCUGAUCCUGGCGUCCAUCGUGGCCAUCAUUAUCUACCGACUGGUUGUUUUCUUUACCCUGUCAAUCAAACUGAAAGACUCAGGCAAUUUUACAACCCUAGAGCCACUGAAAGAGUACGUAACGCCGCAGAUGGCCACCUCCGUCACAGCCGGCCUCCUCAACUUCGUUGUGAUCAUGAUCCUCAAUACUCUUUAUGAGCGGGUUGCAAUCUGGAUCACGGAUUUUGAGCUUCCUCGGACCAGAACGGACUACGAGAACAGCUUGACGCUGAAGAUGUUCCUCUUCCAGUUUGUCAACUAUUACUCCUCUUGCUUCUACAUUGCUUUUGUCAAAGGGAAGAUAGUCGGCCACCCCGGUCAACCUGUUUAUAUCCUAGGGAAAUAUCGGAACGAGGAGUGUGACCCCGGUGGCUGUCUGAUUGAGCUGACCACUCAGCUCGCCAUCAUCAUGGGAGGGAAAGCAAUCUGGAACAACAUCCAAGAGGUCUUGGUACCGUGGGUUAAGAAUCUGAUCUUCCGCUACUGCACCCGGGUGAACCCUAAGAAGGUGGACCCGCCUCGCUGGGAGCAAGACUUUGAGCUUCAGCCCUUCACAAAACUCGGGCUCUUCUAUGAAUAUCUUGAGAUGGUGAUCCAGUUUGGCUUCGUGACGCUGUUCGUGGCCUCUUUUCCUCUGGCUCCGUUUCUGGCUCUGGUCAACAACAUUAUCGAGAUCCGAGUGGACGCUUGGAAAAUGACAACUCAGUUUCAACGCAUACUGCCUGAGAAAGCCCGGGACAUUGGAGCUUGGCAACCCAUUCUUCAAAGCAUCGCCAUAUUGGCAGUCGCAACAAAUGCCAUGCUCAUUGCGUUUACGUCCGACAUAAUUCCCCGGAUGGUUUACUACUGGUCAUUUUCUGUGGAGGAAGGUUACGGUAACCACAGCAUGAGCGGCUUCAUCAACAGCUCCCUCUCUUAUUUCGACACCAAUGAUUUCCGUCCGGCCACGGUCACCGAUGCAGUAGAGCGACCUCAAAACAUCACCAUUUGCAGGUAUCGAGACUUUCGGUUUCCGCCUGGACACCCCAGAGAAUAUCAGUACAACAUGCACUACUGGCACGUGAUUGCUGCCAAAAUGGCUUUUAUAAUUGUUGUAGAGCACGUUGCGUACCUCACCAAGUUCAUCCUCGCCUUCGCAAUCCCAGACGUCUCGUACACCACCAGAGAACAGCUCAAACGAGAGAAGUACCUGACCCAAGUAAUCCUUCACGAGGUUAACCUGAACCUGAUGGCCAAAUGCUUGAAACCGGUUGUACAUGACAUGUCAAGUCACAUGGCAAGAAACAAAGACGAUGAAGUCGAACUCUCAGAAUACUGACAGAAACACCCUGCAGAAGACACUUUGGUUCACUUUGGUUUGCUGGGUUUUUGUGGCUUUUGUUCCCACAAUCCUUAGCGUCCUGUGAAAAAUGAAUAAUCGAAAGCUGUACCUGGAUGUAUCGUGCUCUCUGAAGAAAUAUUCAUUUGUUUGAAAAACUUAAAGACAAGAAGAAGUGAGGAAAUCAUUUCUUCCUCCACCUCUAACCACUUGAUUUGGUUUAUCAUGAUGGUUAUUUUUGAGCCAGUAUAAAAGGGGAAUGUUAUAAAAUAAACAAACCAUUUUCCUCAGAUGAAUUGUUAGCAUCUUGUGCCUUUAACUAUUUGACUGGUAGAUUUUGAUUAAUUUGAGUCCCAGUAGUUUUAUGCUACAUUUUAAGCUUCCUCAAAGUACAUGUUAACAUAGAAGGGUUACACAUACUUUGCUCAAAUGGUGUCAUAAAAUAUCAGUAUUGCAUUAAAAAAUAACAUGCAACAACAUUUGAGCUAACCAUAAUUUUUUGUUUGUUUUUUUGUCAUUUUUAUACUUGAUUUAAAGGCCAAGUUGAUCUGUGAAACAUUAUUAUGUUACAAACAUGAAGCUACCCAAGUGUUUAUAUUUAGAAAAUUACAUUUAUUAAGCUGGUUUGAUCUAGCCAAAUGUAUUUUUUAAAAAUAAGCUUCUGCUUUGAUUGCUGACGUGUGUAAUUGUACACCAACAGUCUAUGCAUCCUGUCAAAUGGGGUCAAUAUUUUGUAAACCUUUGACUGUUGUGAGAAUAAUCUCUCUUUCUGUUGCUGUAUUUAUGAAUAUUGCCGCUUUUCUACUCCUUAAAGUUACUUUGCUAACCAUUAACUGUGUGUUACAUUCUCGAGUAAGAAAUAACGCACUUGAUCUUUAGCUGUGCAAUUGUGUACAAGCCAAAGUUGUAUUACUACCUGUGCUGAUCAGUGGUACUACAGCCAUCAUAUAUGCAAACAGUAUCGUUUCUGUAAGAUUUUAUAUAUUUUUGUGUUGUCACUCAUAUGCUGUUAUUAAACUGGUUUUUUGUUGUUUUUAAUUUAACAAGAAGCAAAAACUUGUUUUAUUCCUUUUACUCUGUGCUUCACUUGCAACUUUUGGACACAAAAAAUUAUAUUUUGAACUCGUCUCAAAAUAAUUUUAUAUUUCUUUUCUAAAUACCAUUAUCAGCUUCAGUCAACACCAUGACAUAUAAUGACUACUGUCUUAUUUGUUUUUGUCUUUUAGAACUUAUUUUCAACAGUUUUAUUAAAUUUUAUCAUGAUUAUGGGGGUAGCAACAUUAAUUUUGUUUUCUUUAUGUAGCCUAGAUAAAUUGCUCCAUCUUUGUCUACUGUAAGCAAAUGGGUUUUUUUUUCUUAAAUGUAUCAAAUAUCUGUUUUAUUUUGUUCUAUAAUUUUCACACCUUCCUAUUAUGUAAUCCUUACCAUAUACAACAAAUAGUUGUUGGGGAAGUGUUGUGGCCAUUUAUGCUACAUUUUUGUAGUUUGUAAUUUCUACCAAUUUAGUUUUGUUCUUUGGGUAGUUGGAAUAUAUUUAAGUUAAUUUAAAACCAAAAUUUGGAAUAAAUUUUUAUAUUUGGAAUGGUUUAGAUUACGUAGUUAAUUGUUAGACCCUCCCAUUAAUUUAAGUAAUUAAGAACAAGUGGGGAGUGGAGGAUUGUUUGGUAAAUGUCUGGAGUGGACGGGAGGUUUUGUAAAAUUAUUUUUUGACCACUUUUUUAUACCUUCAAACAUUAAAUUGAGAUUAUUUUUCGUUUCGACUA